This is a messenger RNA of Rattus norvegicus (Norway rat), 5878 nucleotides long. The record is from RefSeq and is a predicted model, not a curated record. Lineage: Eukaryota; Metazoa; Chordata; Mammalia; Rodentia; Muridae.
UUCUUUCUUUUUUUGUUUUUGCAUCUUAAUAUUUCUAAUGACCUUUGAAUAAGGGUCCUGGCAUUGUCCAUUGUGUUCCAGAUCCUGCAAAUUAAGUUGAGGCCCUGCCCUCCUACAGUUGGUUAUCCUGUUGCUCUUCUCUUUUGUUUGUUACAGUGGGGAAACAGAGGCAGGAGGAAGAUGCAAAAAGGCCAGGAACCGGAAGGCUGGAAGAGGUUCGAACCCAGCCUCGGGCCAGGCUGUGCUAAGGUCCACGCACAGAUCUAUGUUGGCGUCCCCUCCCCCUACGGCAGGCUGGGCACUCCGUGCGCGCUCCCGCGCCUUCCACCCUGCUCCCUACGCGGCGGCGCGUGCUCGCCCCAGCGGGCGGGCACAGCGGUUGUGUGGCCUGCGAGUUUCCCCGAGUUCACGCAGGCCCUGCGGUUGGCAUGGCAACCGGGCAACCUGUUCCAGAGCCGCCCUCCCGCUCCGCACACGCCGCUGCCACCGCCAGAGCCGGGGCCGGCGCCGCUCCCAUGAUGCACCGCGUCAGCCCAGUCCCCAGUGGGCCGCCAUGUUGUCGGAGUGAAAGGUAAGGGGGAGCGAGAGCGCCGGCGAGCGAAGAUCGGGGGGCCGGAAUCCAUCUUCAUCCUACCGCUCCGCCCGUGUUGGUGGAAUGAGCGUUGCAUGUGUCUUGAAGAGAAAAGCAGUGCUUUGGCAGGACUCUUUCAGCCCCCACCUGAAACAUCACCCUCAAGAACCAGCUAAUCCCAACAUGCCUGUUGUUUUGACAUCUGGAACAGGGUCGCAAGCGCAGCCACAGCCAGCUGCAAAUCAGGCUCUUGCAGCUGGGACACACUCCAGCCCUGUCCCAGGAUCCAUAGGAGUUGCAGGCCGUUCCCAGGACGACGCUAUGGUGGACUACUUCUUUCAGAGGCAGCAUGGUGAGCAGCUUGGGGGAGGAGGAAGUGGUGGAGGCGGCUAUAAUACUAGCAAACAUCGAUGGCCUACAGGGGAUAACAUUCAUGCAGAACACCAGGUGCGCUCUAUGGAUGAAUUAAAUCAUGAUUUUCAAGCACUUGCUCUGGAAGGGAGAGCUAUGGGCGAGCAGCUCUUGCCAGGUAAAAAGUUUUGGGAAACAGAUGAAUCCAGCAAAGAUGGACCAAAAGGAAUAUUCCUGGGUGAUCAAUGGCGAGACAGUGCCUGGGGAACAUCAGAUCAUUCAGUUUCCCAGCCAAUCAUGGUGCAGAGAAGACCUGGUCAGAGUUUCCAUGUGAACAGUGAGGUCAAUUCUGUACUGUCCCCACGAUCGGAGAGUGGGGGACUAGGCGUUAGCAUGGUGGAGUAUGUGUUGAGCUCAUCCCCGGGCGAUUCCUGUCUAAGAAAAGGAGGAUUUGGCCCAAGGGAUGCAGACAGUGAUGAAAACGACAAAGGUGAAAAGAAGAACAAGGGUGCGUUUGAUGGAGAUAAGCUAGGAGAUUUGAAGGAGGAGGGAGAUGUGAUGGACAAGACCAAUGGUUUGCCAGUGCAGAAUGGGAUUGAUGCAGACGUCAAAGAUUUUAGCCGUACCCCUGGUAAUUGCCAGAGCUCUGCUAAUGAAGUGGAUCUUCUGGGUCCAAACCAGAAUGGUUCUGAGGGCUUAGCCCAGCUGACCAGCACCAAUGGUGCCAAGCCUGUGGAGGAUUUCUCCAACAUGGAGUCCCAGAGUGUCCCCUUGGACCCCAUGGAACAUGUGGGCAUGGAGCCUCUGCAGUUUGAUUAUUCAGGCACGCAGGUACCUGUGGACUCAGCAGCAGCAACAGUGGGACUUUUUGACUACAAUUCUCAACAACAGCUAUUCCAAAGACCCAAUGCGCUUGCUGUUCAGCAGUUGACAGCUGCCCAGCAGCAGCAAUAUGCACUUGCAGCAGCCCACCAGCCUCACAUCGGUAUGUUUCCAGCAGGUUUAGCUCCCGCUGCGUUUGUCCCCAACCCAUACAUCAUCAGCGCUGCUCCCCCAGGGACGGACCCCUACACAGCUGGAUUGGCUGCAGCAGCGACACUCGGCCCAGCUGUGGUCCCUCACCAAUAUUAUGGAGUCACGCCAUGGGGUGUCUAUCCUGCUAGUCUUUUCCAGCAACAAGCUGCUGCAGCUGCAGCAGCAACAAAUUCAGCUACUCAGCAGAGUGCCCCACAGGCCCAGCAGGGACAGCAGCAGGUUCUUCGUGGAGGAGCUAGCCAGCGUCCUUUGACCCCAAAUCAGAACCAGCAGGGACAACAAACAGAUCCCCUUGUAGCAGCUGCAGCAGUGAACUCUGCUCUUGCCUUUGGACAAGGAUUGGCUGCAGGUAUGCCAGGUUAUCCAGUCUUGGCACCUGCUGCUUACUAUGACCAAACUGGUGCCCUUGUGGUGAAUGCAGGGGCAAGAAAUGGCCUCGGAGCUCCAGUUCGGCUUGUUGCUCCAGCCCCAGUCAUCAUUAGCUCCUCAGCUGCACAAGCAGCUGUUGCAGCGGCUGCAGCUUCAGCAAAUGGAGCAGCCGGUGGUCUUGCAGGAACUACAAAUGGACCAUUUCGACCUUUAGGCACCCAGCAGCCCCAGCCCCAGCCCCAGCAGCAGCCCAGUAACAAUCUGGCUUCCAGCUCUUUCUAUGGCAACAACUCUCUGAGCAGUAACUCCCAGAGCAGCUCCCUCUUCUCUCAGGGCUCCGCCCAGCCUGCCAACACGUCCUUGGGAUUCGGAAGCAGCAGUUCCCUUGGUGCCACCCUAGGAUCGGCCCUUGGAGGGUUUGGAACAGCAGUUGCAAACUCCAACACUGGCAGUGGCUCCCGCCGUGACUCCCUGACUGGCAGCAGUGACCUUUAUAAGAGGACAUCGAGCAGCUUGGCCCCCAUUGGACACAGUUUUUAUAACAGCCUUAGCUUUUCCUCCUCUCCUGGACCCGUGGGCAUGCCUCUCCCUAGUCAGGGACCAGGACAUUCACAGACACCACCUCCUUCCCUCUCUUCACAUGGAUCCUCUUCAAGCUUAAACCUGGGAGGACUCACGAACGGCAGUGGAAGAUACAUCUCUGCUGCUCCUGGUGCCGAAGCCAAGUACCGCAGUGCGAGCAGUGCCUCCAGCCUUUUCAGCCCCAGCAGCACCCUUUUUUCUUCCUCUCGUUUGAGAUACGGAAUGUCUGAUGUUAUGCCCUCUGGCAGGAGCAGACUUCUGGAAGACUUUCGAAACAACCGGUACCCUAAUUUACAACUGCGGGAGAUUGCCGGGCAUAUAAUGGAAUUUUCCCAAGACCAGCAUGGUUCUAGAUUCAUUCAGCUGAAACUAGAGCGAGCCACAGCAGCUGAGCGCCAGCUUGUCUUCAACGAAAUCCUGCAGGCUGCGUACCAACUUAUGGUGGAUGUGUUUGGAAAUUACGUCAUUCAGAAGUUCUUUGAAUUUGGCAGCCAUGAACAGAAGCUGGCUUUGGCUGAACGGAUUCGAGGCCACGUCCUAUCAUUGGCACUGCAGAUGUAUGGCUGCCGAGUCAUCCAGAAAGCUUUGGAAUUUAUUCCCUCAGACCAGCAGGUAAUUAACGAGAUGGUGCGGGAGCUAGAUGGCCAUGUCCUGAAGUGUGUGAAAGACCAGAAUGGCAACCAUGUGGUUCAGAAGUGCAUUGAAUGUGUACAGCCCCAGUCUUUGCAGUUCAUCAUCGAUGCAUUCAAGGGGCAGGUGUUUGCUUUGUCUACGCACCCAUAUGGCUGUAGGGUGAUCCAGAGGAUCCUGGAACACUGUCUCCCCGACCAGACCCUCCCUAUCCUGGAGGAGCUUCACCAGCACACGGAGCAGCUCGUGCAGGAUCAGUAUGGAAAUUAUGUAAUCCAACAUGUCCUGGAGCAUGGUCGUCCUGAGGAUAAAAGCAAAAUUGUAGCAGAGAUCCGAGGCAAUGUACUUGUAUUGAGUCAGCACAAAUUCGCAAGCAAUGUUGUGGAGAAGUGUGUCACUCACGCCUCACGUACAGAGCGUGCUGUGCUCAUUGAUGAGGUAUGCACCAUGAAUGACGGUCCCCACAGUGCCUUAUACACCAUGAUGAAGGAUCAGUAUGCCAAUUAUGUGGUCCAGAAGAUGAUCGAUGUGGCUGAGCCGGGGCAGCGGAAGAUUGUCAUGCACAAGAUCCGGCCACACAUCGCGACUCUUCGGAAGUACACCUAUGGCAAGCACAUCCUGGCCAAGCUUGAGAAGUACUACAUGAAGAAUGGUGUGGACUUGGGGCCCAUUUGUGGUCCCCCUAAUGGGAUCAUCUGAGCAGUGCACCCAUCCCUGUCCCGCUGACCUCACUGACCCUGGCAGAUCCAACCAGCAACCAGAGAUGCCCAGCUCAGAGUCGAAAGUGGGCGAUGGUUGCUCCGGGAUUGCUCCCUCCUCCAAAAAUGGAAUCGGAUCCACUUGUGGAAAGGCCUUUGUAAAUUUCAUUUUAUUACACAUAACAUGUACUAAUUAUUUUUUUUAAUUGACUAAUUGCCCUGCUGUUUACUGGUGUAUAGGAACUUGUACAUAGGUAAUCAGUGUACAUGAGAGGCCACAUGCUUUGUUCAAUGUUGUAUCUAUAUUCCACAUGUGGACACUUUCAGGGUGGUUGGUUUAACAAAAAAAGUUUUAAAAAAAGACAAAAAAAGGUUUUUAACUCAUUUGCCUUGUGGCAAGUUUUGCAAAUAGCUCUUCCCCACCCCAUUUUAUUAAAAAAAGAAACCUGAGAAAUUUGAAUUUUAGUUAAAUAAUCUCAAACUGGCAUUUAACACUGUUUAUAAAAUAUAUAUAUAUAUAUACAUAUAUACAUAUGAAAUGGGAACGUUUCCGAGUUGCUAAAGCAUCAGCCUGUGAUACGGAGUUUAUGACGCUCUUUGGAGAUGACCUCAUGCUGAGGGAGGUGGUAGCUGCAGAUCCAGGAGGAGCGGGAAGCACAGAGACAGGCCGGAGGCCAGUGGGCAUGGCCACUUGCUCUAUGGGUUGCCUUCUGUGAACACUGGGAAGCAGAAUCUGAUUAUCUAGCAUGAGAGAACCCAGCUCUGCUCCUGGUCUGGCUUCUAUAGAUACAUAGUGUAUACUUGUGUAGACUUUGCAUAUAUACGGAUUUGUAGUAUUUUCCUGUUUUGAUGUCUAAUCUGUAUCUAUAAUGUACCCUAGUAGUCGGACAUACUUUUGAUUGUACAAUUGUACAUUUGUAUACCUGUAAUGUAAAUGUGGAGAAGUUUGAAUCAACAUGAACACGUUUUUGGUAAGAAGAGAACCGGCCAGCCCGUGCACUCUGUAUAUCCCACCUUUUAUGGUUGUAGCAGAUAGUGUUGUAUAUUGUAAAUUGUAAUUUCAAACAGAAGUAAAUUUUUUUCUUUUGAAGGAAUAAAUGUUCUUUAUACAGCCUAGUUAAUGUUUAAAAAGAAAAAAUAGCUUGGUUUAUUUGUCAGCUAGUCAAGACGGUAGUGAGAGCCUUUCUAAAUGUUACUUCAGAUGAUUCAGUUCACACUAGUGUUCCUUUUUUUUUUUUUAUCCUAAGAAAAGGUAAUGUUUCGCUUAUUUUGUGACAGUCAAAAGGAUGUGCAGAAGUUUCGCCUGCCCCUUCCCUGCUCACCACCUCCCCUUGUAAAGUGACUCACCCUCCGUUUUGUACAGAUGAGCUGUAUUUUGCAUUUUGUCUACUUGUAAGUGAAUGUAACAUACUGUCAAUCCUCGUUUGAAUAUAGACUGUAACACUACACGGUGUACAUUUCCAGAGCCUUGUGUAUAUUUCCAAUGAACUUUUUGCAAGCACACUUGUAACCAUAUGUGUAUAAUUAACAAACCUGUGUAUGCUUAUGCCUGGGCAACUAUUUUUUGUAACUCUUGUGUAGAUUGUCUCUAAACAAUGUGUGAUCUUUAUUUUGAAAAAAAUACAGAACUUUGGAAUCUGAA